Molecule: messenger RNA, 759 nt
Organism: Rosa chinensis
Lineage: Eukaryota; Viridiplantae; Streptophyta; Magnoliopsida; Rosales; Rosaceae
Exons: 3
Source: RefSeq, a predicted model, not a curated record
CAAAGACUUCUGGUAUUAUUGUUGUUGCAGUUGCCUACAUAUCCAACUACAAUGUUCCUUGGUGAAAGUGAUGGUGAAGGCAUGAGUCUUGUAUUAUACUUUAAAGUUAGUGAAAAUUUUGACACAGACAUAUCUCCUCAGUUUCAAGAAUUUAUCAAGAGAUUUGUUGAGGAUGAUACCGAAAUGGUUAAGGGGUUCACAAAGGAGUCAUUGGUUCCUUUCAGGGAAAGGCUAAAAAUUUUGGCUGGAUUGGUGAAUCCAGACGAGCUCCAACUGAGUUCUGCUGGGAAGAAGCUGAUAAGUGCUUAUAAUGAUAAACCAGUGCUUUCGCGCCCUCAACACAAUUUCUUCAGGGGGCCUAAUUACUUUGAAAUUGAUCUAGACAUACACAGGUUCAGCUACAUCUCCAGGAAAGGGCUUGAAUCAUUCAGAGACAGAUUGAAGAAUGGGGUACUUCAUGUGGGAUUAACAAUCCAGGCACAAAAACAAGAACUACCAGAGCAAGUCUUGUGUUGUAUGCGCUUGAAUAAGAUUGAUUUUGUAAACCAUGGUCAAAUACCUACUCUUGUUACCAUGAAUGACUGAGUUGGACAAGCACCAGUGGCGUCCUAGAGGGUUUGCAAUAGUUUAUUAGUCCGGCGGAGAAAUUGAUCAGAAGAUGUAUUUUUUGUUCUUUUUUUCUUUUUCUUUUUUGUAAACAUUAGAUCGUUAAUACAUAUUCAAUGGUGCAAAGGAGGGAAUAAAGAAAAAUGAGAAGCA